UCCAUUCUCCAAACAUUGGUAGCCACUGAACCAAUUCAGAAAACAGAAACUGAAUCCAAGCCACAGAGAAAGAUACUCACCCAACGAAACGAAAAUGAGUUCAUCCCAGGAAGAGAAACAACGACACCACUCUCACUACUCUCUCCCAGCCUUUCUCCGCCAUUGCUCUGUUCUUCACAUUCUCCCAUGGAAACCUUGCUUUCCUCUCACUCCCUCUCUUCCCCUUUCUUCAACCCAAAACCCAAUUUCCCUCCACCUUCAAUCCAUCUCCACAAGCCCAUCGUCACUUGCUCAACCAGCAGUACCUUAAAGAAGCAGACUUUAACGCCUGUUAAACCCUCUUCAGCAAAACCCACGAAUUGGCUGGUUCAUGCCCAACAAGGAAUUGCAGCUCUCGCUCUCUCCUUGGCGCUCAGCUUUACUCCAGUGACGGCCAACAAUGCUCUGGCUUCGGAGUUCGAUGUGAUCAAUGAAGGCCCGCCCAAGGAUGCUUACGUGGUGGAUGACGCUGGAGUUCUCAGUAGAGUUACCAAGACUGAUCUGAAGAAUCUCUUGUCCGAUUUGGAGUACAGGAAGAAGUUCAAGAUCAACUUCAUCACUGUCAGGAAGCUCACCAGCAAAGCUGAUGCUUUUGAGUAUGCAGACCAAGUGCUGGAGAAAUGGUACCCAAGUGUUGAAGAAGGGAACAACAAAGGGAUUGUUGUCCUGGUAACGAGUCAGAAGGAAGGUGCUGUUACAGGAGGUCCUGCAUUUGUGCAAGCUGUUGGAGAAAGCGUUCUUGAUGCUACUGUAUCAGAGAAUCUUCCAGUUUUGGCUACUGAAGAGAAGUACAAUGAAGCACUUUUGAGCAGUGCCAAGAGGCUAGUGGCGGCCAUCGAUGGACUCCCUGAUCCAGGUGGUCCGACGGUGAAGGAUAACAAGAGAGAAUCCAACUUCAAGACUAAGGAGGAGACAGACGAGAAGAGAGGGCAGUUCACUCUAGUUGUUGGAGGUCUCCUUGUGAUUGCCUUUGUUGUUCCCAUGGCUCAAUACUUUGCUUACGUUUCCAGGAAAUAGGGUUGGUGCACUUCUUCCGUCACUCGAAUCCAUGAUCGACAUUUGUACAAAAUACUAUGGUCAAGUGGAUGGUGGGAGUCUCUGAAUGAGAGGAUGAUAACCAAGAAACAGUUUCUAGGCCUCUAUUGAGUAUUGAUUUCCUCUUAUUGAAACGUUUCGAGAGCAACCGUGUUUUUUUUUUUUUUUUAAAUCUCAUUGUGAUGUUUACAGUUCAUGUAAGCAUUUCUAGGCCUUUUGAGAAAGAAGCAAACAGCAAGAGGUUAUAUUUGGCGUGAAACUCAUGCUGUUGUUGCUGAGUAUGUGUAUGUUGUAUAAUGUGCACAUUCUUAAACUUCUGUUGAGUGGCAAACUCCAUCAUUGUCUAAACAUUGCUGUAGACUUGUACUAGUUUCUAUCAGUGGUUAUAACUUACAAGUUUCAAGGAGGGUUGAAUAGCGACCUAACCGUUGGAUAUUUUCAGUGCUCAUAAAAUGUGGUUUCUUUUGUUUCAAUUUUUGUCUAUGGUGCAUAAACUUGCACCAGAAGGUCUGCUCAAUUAUGCAUCUGGUUUCAGUUUGCUCACAGAUGUAUAAUAGGUGUACGGCAACUAACAUCUGGGAAUACCUGAACAACAAUAACUUCAAGUGACAAAG
This is a messenger RNA of Linum trigynum, 1688 nucleotides long. The record is from the annotation of a GenBank genome assembly. Lineage: Eukaryota; Viridiplantae; Streptophyta; Magnoliopsida; Malpighiales; Linaceae.